UUCUGUUUCCCAAAGUGUUGUAUAUAUCAUUUAAUUGGUAUAUAUAUAACACUUUGGGAAAUAGAACACUCAGAUUGUCAAGUAAAUAAAUAUGAAAGAUGUAAAAACUUCCAUUUGAAAUCUAAAUGAGACAUUAAAACAAAAAUGUAAGUGCUGGUUUGAACUAUUAAAAAUCAGUCAAGUUAAAUUUAUGUCAUUGUCUCAAGUGUGGAUGUACAAAUCACAUUUAGAAUUCAGAGACAUACUUGUUAGUUUUGGAGAACAGGUUUGCUAUUUAUGCUUCUAAAUGCUUGUAAAUAUAUUAAAACAUUUCUGAAUUGCAGUUGUAUGGUGGGCGAAGGCAACCAUUUGCAUUCAGUUGCAUUUCAGUCAAUUGCAGUUGAGUCGAGUGGUCGCAGAAUGAUGCUGCAUUGAAAAAGAAAAUUGGAUCACCUAACAUGUUUUAUAUGUUUUAGCGCAUUUAGUGCAUUUUAUUUUAGCUCGUUAAAGCUCGUAGUGAUACAUUUUGACCUUGCUUUCUUUUCAGCAAGAGAUCAUGCCGUUUUUCUUCAUUUUUUAAUGUCUUAAUCUCAAAAGAAUAAUGCAUCCUAACCAUUCAUUUAAUCCUGUUGAUGUGAAUAGAUUUUGGUGAUUUGCUUGAAGAAUUUUAAGGAGGAUGGAUGCAUAGUUUUCCAACUGCAAAAAUGAUGUACUCUUUGUUCACUUGUUAAAUUGUAAUUCUCUGCUAUCACUUUUGAAUCCAGGACAGUGUUUAUUUUGAAUUGUUAUAUAGUUAUAUUAUUUAAAGUUUGAAAAUUCAUUGCAGUUAGGGAACACACAGCCUCACAAAAUAAACUGUGGUUGUGAUUGCAAGGUUCUUUAUGUCAAUGAGUUUUAAAAGGGGAUGGGGAAGGGGUGCAUGUCUUGCUAAAGGAUGUGUUAGAAUCACGUGUGUAGCACUGUAAAUAUAGACAUGUACCACCCCCAAACUCCAAGAUGCUAGUACACUUUCUUGACAAAGAACUUGUCAUAGUGAAGCACUGUUGAUGUUCCAUCCCUCAGUGUGUAUGUUGGGUAGCAAGAAAGGCUUAGGUGGCAACUAAGUGAUCUUACAAUUAUGCCUCCAUCCCUAGGAGACUAGUUGGCAUGAUCUCAGGCUUCUAAAUAUUUAAUUCCUAAUUUUGGAAAAUAACUGUAGUGGGUUAAAUCCAGAUAAUGCUGGGGGUUUUUUUGUUUGUUUACAGUUUUAAAUACUCAUUUUGAAUAAGUAUUAGAGGGUUAUAUCUUUGCCUGCCUACUGUAACUUAAGACUCAGUUUUUAUAGCCUUGUUUUUCACAUGGUAUCUGAUGAAUACUAUUAGAUUGUUUCAGUCUGGGGAGGAAAGCUGUCACCUAUCAAAAUUGUAGAUCGUGUAUUCUAUAUGGUGCAUAUAGUCAGUCAAUAAGUAUUUUGUACUGUUGAUAAGAAUGUUAAAAACAUUUCAGGUUAGCAAAAUAACAUUUAUAUUCCCAAAAGCAGAAACAAUAGAAAUGUUAAACAGUAACAACAUACGUACGUAUUAUCAUGUGCCAGACACUAUUUCUGAGAGCUUUUUAUAUGUGUUUCAUUUAGUCAUCACAUGGGCUCUGUGAGAUGAGAACUGUUAAUUAUACCAGCGUUGCCCAAGGUUGCUGCUAGGAAAUGGCAGAGCCCAGGAGCUGGACCUAGGUUUGAUCGUAUGUCUGGCUCCUAGCUUAUCUUCCAUAUUGCAGAUGGGCAUCAUUUUCUGUUUAUAAAUUUAUCAUUUAGUUUGUAUCUCAUUCACAUGAAAAAGAACUUAUGGCAAGCUAAAGUUAAAGAUAAUACACAAAGCAUCUCAAUAUGGAACUUGAAGCAUCUCAAUAUGGAACUUAAGACAUUUUUAUUGCCUUUAUACUACUUGCUGAUCACAGUUUUUAGUAGGAAGGGAUACAGGGAAGGUAAAGGCCGCUAUUCUGGAGUCUUAGUGAAUGUCUUACAUACUUUAAUGGGUAACAUGGAUAGAUGCUUUAUUUAAAUUCAAAUCUUGGGUUUUAAGAAACAUUUUACGUACUGCAUGCCUUUUCUAUACCACAUCAUUUAUUUAGCCAGAAGUAAGAGAAGACCUAAGAAUGACUGAAUUUAACAAGUAAUGAUACAGAGAUUGGUCAUGAAGCUAACUUAGGGAAACAUGAAUAGCUAGAAAAACUUGAAAGCCCAUUUAAUAAUUUUAGAAAUAGCAAAUUUGUAAAUGGGUCAUUUAAGUGAUUUGAUCCUUAGUAUUAGGGUCUAAGGUGAACCUCCAGUAAGCCAUGCCAAGAUAACUGUGUGUGAGGAGCUCAAAGUAAUCUUAGGAACAUUUUAGUCACAAUGAAAUUGUUGAAGUUCAGUAUUCAGGUAAAGUACAGUUCAAAUAAUACACGAAACUUUAGGAAUUUUUGCAGUGUGGGAAAAAUAACUUCUAAGUCUUAAAAUUCUUUCUGCAGUUGUGAUUCUUGAAUAAAUGCCUCAGCACAAUGUCUGGCAUGUGGUGGGUGUAGGCACUCAGUAAAUCCCAGAUGAAUGUGCUUAACGAUCACGAAGUGAUUUGGAAGAAAGUCUUAAAAAAAUUGAACUUCAUAAGUUAAAAUUUGUACUGCAUUAUCAGGAGUAUGACAGUAUUCAUGGAAUAAGGAUUAUAUUUUUUUUACUUUUGUAAAUGGAAAUCACUUGAUGUUUGGUUUUUAACUAGGUAAAAAGUGGGAAGUGUAGACCAGCUGCUGGGUUGUUCCAGAUAGUAUUAAAUGCUGAUUUUAAAGCCCUCUUGACUCACAACAUCCCAUGGAAAAAACUCAGACUAGUGAUAUAAAAAUUCAUGAUUCCACUUGGAGAUAAUGGGGUACAGGAAUUUGGGCACAGGUCUGUGUGAUUCCAAAACCGGUGCUUCUCUAAUGAGUGUUAAUGUGUCCCCAGUUGUUUUGGCAGACGAUGGGCAAAACUUUAUGAACUGAAUUUGCAUCUGAAAGGUGAUUUUCUUGAGGCAGUGUGCAAAAAUGCAGAGCGCCGUGGAGCCCAGCUGAGGAUGUGGCCGUUGCCGUGGGUGGAGGGGUCUGUGAGGAACGGAGGCCGUCACUGGAGGAUUAUAGGUUUUUCAGGUCAAACAGAAACCCUGGGAGCGCCCAGCGCAGCCCCAUGCACGCGGUUACAUUAUGCACCGGCUGGGUGCCAUCGACCCUGCUGCUGUGGUGUGUCCUGGAAGCUGUUGUGCCUGAUUUGCAGAGAUUCUCUCAGAGUGUGGCCAGCGGCGACCAGCAUCACAGGGUAAGAGCUUGGCUCUGAAAUCCUGAAGUCUUCCUGGUGGGCUGAAGGCUGCACGUGGGAAUCCCUCCAUUCAUUUCAGAAGCUGAACCAGUGGGCCCUGCUCACUUGCAUCCUCUGUCAUCCUCGGCCCCCAUGAUGGACGAGACAUGGGAGCCUCUGGCCAUGACUGUCCACCUCCUGGCCAACUCCGGGCAUGGCUCGCUUCUGCAGCAAACCCUGGACCAGCUCCUGGACUGCAUUUGCCCAGAGGUCCGUGUCUUUCUGGUGUCUGAGCGGGUCAGUCCAGUGAAAUACUAUGACAAAUGCCACUCCAAGCGGUCCCGCUUCCCGGGGAUGUCUGUUCUGCUCUUCCUGCACGAAAGCUUCGGAGAGGAGCGGCUGUUUCGCGUCCUUGACUCCCUACAGCAUUGGCCGUGGCAGUGCUACCCCACCCAGAAUGCGCAGGGAAGACCGUGCCCCUAUAUUCUUGCCAAUCAGGAAUUCUAUAGUCUGGACAACCAGAUGCCCAUUUGGGGCGUGAGACAGGUGCACUGUGGCACCGAGAUCCUGAGAGUGACGCUCUACUGCAGUUUUGGUAACUACGAGGAUGCCAUCAGGCUCUAUGAGAUGAUCCUGCAGAGGGAAGCCACCUUGCAGAAGAGCAGCUUCUGUUUCUUCGCGCUCUACUCCACCGAGAGCUUUGCCCUGCAGCUCUCACUGAAGCAGCUGCCCCCUGGAGUGUCGGUGGACCCCAAAGAGGCUUCAGUGUUGCAGUUCAAGGUUCAAGAGAUUGGCCAGUUAGUGCCUCUUCUACCCCAUCCGUGUGUCCCCAUCAGCCAUACCCGGUGGCAAACACAGGACUAUGACGGCAACAAGAUUCUACUUCAGGUCCAGUUGAAUCCAGGACUUGGUGUUAGGAAUGGUGAACUUGCCUUUCUGAAUGGCACCUCGGGAGCUGACACGCUUCCCCAGGGCUCCAGGCUGACCCCUGUCUCUGCGAUUAGGACCCUAGAGCCGAGAAGCCGAAGGAGCAGGGGCAGGAGGUUCAAGGUAGGGUCGGUGGAGUGGCCUGAGCCUGGUGGGCAGACAGCGUCAGACAGCGCUAGUGGCACUUCGUGGAAAAGCCCUGGCCGCUCAGCUCAGCCCAGCAGCCCAGCUACGGACUCCCAGCUGCCUCUGCCUUCUCUCCACCUCGAACCCGGGGCCAGAAUAGAGGUCCUCAGACGGGAAAACAGCUUUGAGAAGCAAGAGGCAGAGACGAAUGUUGACACAGGAUUCACCGUGGUCAGCUCUGGACCCAGGCAAUCUUUUCUGAGCAGAUUUCCAAGGGAUCUUUGGACCCACCAGCCACCAUCCUGCUUGUCAACCCCUUCCUUAGGGGCAGCUGCUUCCAAAAACAACAGAAUCUUUAAGGAAAGCGUUCAUCCUCUGUCACUUGCUGACCAAAGGGACCUUUGUUCCAGGACGAUAAUCUCAAAAUGUCCCCUUCCUCUGCCAGUCCAGGGUGAAGAAAAAGAAGCAGAAGAAGAAUUCUUUAUAUAGCAUAAAACAACUGUGGUUUUCUAAAACACAAAAUCAAAUAGAAUGUUCUAGAAAUGGAGCACUGACCCAGAAUCAGCCUGUUUCUUGUUCAUCUGAGGGGCUCUAAAUGCUAGCCAUGCACAGAUCUGUAUCACUUUUAUUUCAAAUGUUCAAAGUCUAGCAGUGCUGGUGAGUGGUUGUUUAUUUGCCGUCAUGGUCAUAAGGGAACAUAGCCAACACACAGGGAAAAAGCCCAAUGCCUCACGUCCUUGGAGACACACUAACACAGCUGGGUGUGUUGAGUUCAGUACCUAUCAGGGUAAUUGCAUUAUAUGCAAAUAAGUUGGAUGUGUUAUGCAAUGCUGAUUAGAGUCUGUAAUUUGGUUUUAAUUUUUACUUGCAUUGCAUUGUUCAUCCCCCUGGGCAGCAUGGGCUAUUUAUUCUUUAGUGUUUUUUAGUUUUUAUGUGACCUCAUUUGGUAACUAGGCCCUGUUCACCACUCACCUCUAGUGACUUUUGCCUUUAAAGUUGUUUGCAUCUGGAAUGAGUUAACAUGCAAAGUGUUUUGAACAUUACAAACAUUUCUCUUUUUCUCCUGUUUAAUGAGCAGCAACACUGGAAACCAAAAAAAUCAAGUUAAAAAUGAAAGCUGGGCUCUAGGGUUUCCGGCUCCUCCAUUUCUUGUUUGUUUCCGCACCACCCCGGUGGGGCCCGUGGUUCAUAUAAUUAAGCAGAGAGGAGUGGAACGUGAUUGGAUGAUUCGAGAUCUCCACUGAGUGUGGCAGGAAGAUUGCAUUGGUUGGGUCACUGGAGCCGGACUUGUGUUUUUUUGGCCAUGUUCAAAUUCCUGUAUUCCUUUGCAGUACUCAUUCAUUUAUUCAUUCAUUUAUACAUCCAUUCGUGCAACACAGUGUACAAAUACCUACCUUUGAAUAAGACAUUGGUAUAUGGUACACAUACAUUCUGUGGCCGUCAAACCCAAAACUUAUUUAUGGUUUCACUGUAUCACAAAUCCAUUCUAUCAAUUCUUAAGAACAGGUGGAAGUUCAAACUUAUUUCUCUGGGAAACUUUUCCACAGCUGAUUACCACACUUGCUGCACAGGCUGUGGUAAGAAUUCACAACCUGUGGACGGAGAUGGGGCAUAUUAUGAAUCGCAAUUAUAAUCAUAAUGGAUGAAUUCUUAGUUGCUCAUAUGAUGUAUUAUUUGGUUGGGUCUAUACACACAUUUCUUAAAAAUCUGAGGUCUGUGUGUUUCAGUUAAUUUACAAGGUUAUUUGACUCCAAGAACUCCAUUUUCCAGAACAGAUGUUAUGUGACUAUAAGUGCUGAUUUAGCUGGAUCUUUUGGAGACCCCUAUACUGAAUAGACCUAAUUGGAGAGAAGGACCUAAUUGGAGAGAAUAGACCUAAUUCAGGCUUAAGCAUGAAUCUCAUGGCAGCGAGACUGGACUGAGUUUGUGUGCUCUGUCCCCCUAAAAGAGUAGAAAUGGAAGAGAGCUGCAAAUGGACGAAGACAAGACUUCUAAACGGAUUUCUGUCCUUAUACUAUCAGUAUAUUCUUAACCCCAUGUUCUUUCUUUCCCUCAGAUUAAAGUUAGAUCUUAGAAUGUGGAAUGAAGAACUUACUUUUGGUAUGGUUUUCUAUAAUAAGAGUUAAAAAAAAAUGAAAGUCUUAUUUAAGUUGAAUUAUUGAGCUGCUUUGAAAAGCACAGCAGGCAGUUUUGAAGUUUCUUUCCGACUUUUUUGAGGUUAUCUAAUUCCUUUAACAUAAUACAUAGGUAGGAAUAUAAGUACAUGGAAAGCAUAAAAAAUAUUGAGGAAUUUGAAUGAGUAACUUACAAAAUUGACUUGUAAAAUAAGACUGUACUCUUUUCUUUUUUUUCUUUUUGCGGUAUGCGGGCCUCUCACUGUUGCAGCCUCUCCCGCCGUGGAGCACAGGUUCUGGAC
Molecule: messenger RNA, 6725 nt
Organism: Delphinapterus leucas (beluga whale)
Lineage: Eukaryota; Metazoa; Chordata; Mammalia; Artiodactyla; Monodontidae
Source: RefSeq, a predicted model, not a curated record